This is a messenger RNA of Camarhynchus parvulus, 4556 nucleotides long. It is a transcript of the gene RBM45, whose product is annotated as RNA binding motif protein 45. Gene Ontology annotation, molecular function: RNA binding. The coding region runs from base 87 to 1493 and encodes 468 amino acids. The record is from RefSeq and is a predicted model, not a curated record. NCBI's taxonomy places the organism in Eukaryota, Metazoa, Chordata, Aves, Passeriformes, Thraupidae. The transcript has 10 exons.
GGCGCGCUGGAUCGGCGGCGGAAAAGGCGCUGCUGCCCUUCCCUGCCGUAGCCCUGGAGAAGCCUGCGGUGCCCGGCGGCUCCGCCAUGGAGGAGAGCAGCGGCAUCCGCCUGUCGGCCGAGUGCCUGGACGAGCCGCCCAACAGCCGCGUCUUCGUGGUGCUGGGCAAGGACACGGGCGAGGCGCUGAUCCGGGAGCGCUUCUCGCCCUUCGGAGACAUCCAGAACAUCUGGCUCCUGCGGGACAGGCGCACCAACGAGUCCCGCGGCAUCGCCUUCAUCAAGUUCGCCCGCAGCUCGCAGGCCUGCCGGGCCAUGGAGGAGAUGCACGGCCGCAGCCUGCUCCCCGACAGCAAGCCCAUCAAGGUGUUUAUUGCACAGUCAAGAGCUUCUGGAAGCCACCGAGAUCUUGAAGAUGAGGAGCUCACACGAAUCUUUGUUAUGAUACCAAAAACCUACACGGAGGAGGAUCUGCGGGAGAAGUUCAAGAUGUAUGGAGACAUUGAAUAUUGCAGCAUUAUUAAAAACAAGACUACUGGAGAAAGUAAAGGUUUGGGCUAUGUCAGGUACCUGAAACCAUCGCAAGCUGCCCUAGCAAUUGAGGAGUGUGAUCGAAGCUACAGGGCCAUUUUGGCUGAACCUAAAAAUAAGUCAUCUGAGUCUUUUGAACACGAUUAUUACAGUAAUGUCAUGAGACCAGAACUAAGAGGAAAUACGCUUCCAUUUUGUAUGCAGCCAGAAUUUUGUAGCUUUGAAAAAGCUGAGACCCGAAUUCAAGAGCCAGUCUCGAAGCGCCUGUCGGUGGUGUCUCGACUCCCCUUUAUUCAAGAGCAGCUGUUCGCCCUCUUCGAUUUAGUUCCAGGUCUGGAAUAUUGUGAUGUGCAGAGAGACCCUCAUACCAAUAGUGGGUACGCUGUGAUUCAGUACAGCACUGCUGCCUCAGCUAUAUAUGCCAAGUACAAACUACAUGGGUUUGAGUAUCCUCCUGGAAAUCGACUAACUGUCAUUUUCCUAGAAGAUGGGAAUGACAGCUCAGACCUUAUCAGGAAGAUGGCAACGCAGCUGGUGACAGCGCAGGUGUCGUCAGCGCUGCGCGGUAACAGCGCCAUGGUUCAGCAGUACAGGACGCCUCCUCAAGCAUUUGGAGGAGCUUCUGCCCCACAGUUGCUGCAGCCCCAAACAGAUGCCAUACUUCCACCACCCACAAAAAAAGUUCCACCUGACACUUCUGUGAAGGAAAGGCUUUUCAUACUUUUUCAUCCCCAUCCUUUACCAGUAAAUGUACUGGAGGAUGUGUUCUGUCGUUUUGGACAAUUGAUAAGCGUUUAUCUUGUGGCUGGAAAAAAUGUGGCCUAUGCAAAAUUUGCAGACAGAGCAAGUGCCAGUGAGGCCAUAACUGCAUUGCAUGGCAAGAUUGUGAAUGGUGUGAGGCUGAAGGUGAGGCUGGCAGACUCACCCUCCGAGGAGCCCAACAAGCGCCAGAGAACUUACUGAGCAGAAACUAAGUAAUGACAUGACCCUCAGCUAGCUGACUGACUGACUGAAAACGUGACUAGACAUGGUUCCUGUGGACAGUGACAGCUUUUUUCAGUGACAACUUUUUAUUUGUUAAUUGUUACUUAGUUGAUCUCUCUAUGAUCCUUUUUCUUUCUGAAUAUGCAGACAUGCAGUUUUGAAAAUUCUGUAGGCGUUAAAAACUGUAAACUGGUGGUUGUUCUUGUAAUAGUAUAUAACCUUGUAUUACAGAAAUAGCUCUUGUUUUUACCUGAAUCCUUCCUAUAAGAUGGAAAUUACAAUGAUGGAGGAAAUAAAGGAGCCAGCAUUUUCUGACUUGAGUGGUUAAUUGAUAAUGAUUCAGAUUCUGUUAAAAUAGAAGACAUCUCUCAUGAUCUAAAUUGCAUUGAAAAGGGAAGUACAGUAGUUAAUUCAAAGAAAAUAAAGCAACUUUAACAAUGCCAGCAGACAUGACAGUAUUCAUCUAGAUUUAAGAAAAUUGCUGUAAUCAAGAAAAUAAUUAAAGUACAUUCUUAAAUAUUUUGUUGGUAGAAUCGGCCUCUUGAUGAGUCUCCUGUGCCAAAAUCCCCAGCUUAGUGGGGUGGAUGCCUGUGUCUUUAGGGGGUAUAAACAUCCCUAGGAGGGUAAACACUCAAAAAUUGAGUAACUGGUGGUGGUGUUUGGCCAUCCAAGAUGGGAAGAAGAAUCAUGUUGGAAUGGUCUUAAUGGUUGCUUGAGGGAGCAUUCAACACACACAGAGGGUUGGAAGAUAUCCUUUACAGCUUGAUGUUACAAAUUAGAACAAUGCCAUUUUCUAGUUGUUCUCAAUCUUGUUUUUAUUACUACAUGUCUCUGGGAACAGUGGGCUAUGACAUCCCUGGGCAUGGAAGGUCAGUGCUCUGUGUGCAGUCUUGCUUUGGGCUAUGGAGCUCCCUUGCCAGCUUGUUCAGUCAGGUCUGCAGCUGAACAGAGUUAGGCUGGAGCUCAAAAAAACCUUCUUCCCACUUUCAUUUCUAAGGGUUCAAGACACUGCUUGUAGAGUUUGGUUUUCAGGUGUCUCCCUUUAAGUCACUGCUGAAUCAGGCUAUCAAGUGACUUGCAUGGAGUCAGUUUUAGUAUUCGGGUAAAGGUUUUUAGACGGUACUUAGAAUAAAAUCAUUAUUGCUCUCAGAGUUCAGUGUAUUUCCUGAAAACAUUAAUGAUCUAUUCUUUGGCAGUUUGUGUAAAUACAUUUGAUUGGAUAUGACACCAUCACUCCUUGUUUAAUUGUUACAUAGCACUGCUGAUAAGUGGCAGACUGCUUUACUAGCUCCUUGCACUGGUAAGUAAAAGCUCUGUGUGCUGUCAGAGUGAGCCUUAGGUUCCUGUACUGGAAAAAACCUGUGUCACUCAUAAUUCCCUUUGAUGCUAGUGAGUGAAUUGACCAGAACUGUCUGAGGUUUCUGGUGUGUUAUUUUGCAGUAUCAGUGCUUUGAUGCUGACAAGUAGAAGUUUGUGUGCUUACCUAUAAGUGACUUAGAUUUCAGCUGUGUUCAUCAGCCAUAGUUUCUGUUGGUGUUGAACAAGACUUCUGUACCUUUGAAAAUGAGAUAAUCGAGAUUUCACAAAUCACACUAAAUUAUGUCCAGUAGAAAUCAUUAUAUGUUUAUAAAAAGUAAGAAAUAAAGAUUGAUAUAAGACUUUGAUUUAAUCUAUUUUAUACAUCUGCCUGCUCCCACACCUGAAUUCUUUUAUUAGGAAUUUUUCUUCAAAUUCUGCAGAUCUUGGGAAGGUCCAAUGUUAACAUGCAAUAUCUAAUACACAAUAUCUGCAGGACUUUAUUAAGACUGAAGAGUUAACUGCUGAUAAGAUCCUACUCUAUAUUUAGAGAAAGUGUUUACAAAUUCUGAGCUUGGGAGUACAGAAGUUUCACUGGGAAUUCUUCCAGCUCUUCUGGCCAAGUUCUGUCUUUGGAAAGUGCUACUGAGUAAAUUUUUCAGAUGCCAUUUUAAAAGAUACAGGGCAAUGUUAACAGAGCAAAGUAUGUGGACAUCAGAACUAUUGAAAAUGAAAAUAUAUAUGCAAGAAAUAUUUUCUAAACUUGAAAUUAUAAGCAGCUUCACAUAUAAAAUUGCAAGAUUGCUGAAAGUUAAGUAUUGGAAUGCUGAUUUAUCUUCAUGCUGGGCACACUAAAUCCCCUUUCUUAUAUGUCUGUUAUAGCUAAGGAUAGCAGGAGGGAAGUCAUGUUUAAUCAGCAAAACAAAAUCAAAGGCAAUGACAUGUGAAUACAUGUAGUGCAUGUUUUGACCCACUGAUAUUUUUAAAUUUUAAUCAAGUCCACAAAAUUCACUUCUAUUCUGAAUUCACUUCUUACAAUAAUGCCGGGGACAUUAAAAUUUGCUGCCUUUUUUCUAUAUGGUAGCAUACCAACUAAGCUACUUAAAAUUAUGGCCAGAAGUUUAGACAUGGGUUAUCCAUAAACAGCUAUGACUGAGUUUUACCCUUUGCCUGUUUAAAGGCCAAGGAUGCAAAAAUGGCCUCGAUGCCCAUAUAUAACAGCAUUCUUGGCAUUUUAUCCUGGAGACCCUCUGAAACUCUUUGAAGCUGUUGCUUUGGAAAAAUAAAUUAUUUAGGUAGUUCUCAGAGAGUGCAGAGGAAAUUGUACCACUGUGACCCUUUUAAAGCUAUUCUAGUGGAGUUACUAAGGAAAAGUCCUUUAAAUACUGAAGCUUGAAAGAACUGAGUCUAGAAUAGAAAGUAGAGAGCUGGUAAUAGCCAGCAGGGUUAUAAGGAUUGUAGUUACAACACUUCCAACCAGAUAUUUUUUUCUCUGUUGUUUAAAAUGUAAAGCUCAAAGUGUUUAAACUGCUUUGGUUUUGCAACUCUGUGCAGUAAAGAAACCAUGCAUUAUGCUGAAAAUGAGUAGUGGGACUGCUAACCACUGCCAAAAUCAAGUAUGAAACAAACUUUGUGUUAUCUUCGAGUGGAUAUAGUUAACUAUAUUAUCAACCAUACAGAAUUUGUUUAUGUGAGAUUGAACCACUCCAGCUAAUUUAUCAUGUUUGUCUUCAGAGAUUCUUGGAG